Lasiosphaeria miniovina is the source of this 786-nucleotide messenger RNA. RefSeq names its product putative Acetylxylan esterase A. The record is from RefSeq and is a predicted model, not a curated record. Gene Ontology annotation, molecular function: hydrolase activity. The transcript has 2 exons. Gene Ontology annotation, cellular component: extracellular region. NCBI's taxonomy places the organism in Eukaryota, Fungi, Ascomycota, Sordariomycetes, Sordariales, Lasiosphaeriaceae. The coding region runs from base 1 to 786 and encodes 261 amino acids.
AUGUACGUCUACCUCGCAGAGAAGAAGCAGGACAAGGCACCCAUCAUCGUGGCCAUCCACUACUGCGGCGGCAGUGCCACGGCCUACUUCACGUUCAACAACAACAAAUACGCGACGCUCGCCGACGCCAAGGGCUACAUCAUCAUCUACCCCAGCGCGCCGUCGUCGGGAGGGUGCUGGGACGUGGCUUCCAAGCAGUCGCUCACGCACAACGGCGGUGGCGACAGCCAGACAAUCGUCAACAUGGUCAAGUACGCCGUCGACACGUAUGGUGGCGACCCCGAGCGCGUCUUUGCCACGGGCACCAGCUCGGGCGCCAUGAUGGCCAACGUGCUCGCCGGCGCCUACCCCGACGUCUUCAAGGGCGUGACGGCAUACUCGGGCGUCGCCGACGGCUGCUUCUACGUCAGCGGCGCCACGGCUGGCACGUCGUCGCCGGGCUGGAACAAUGCCUGCGCCAACGGCCAGUCGUCAAAGACGGCCCAGGCUUGGGGUGAUCUCGCCCGCAGUUACUAUCCGGGUUACACGGGAAGUUAUCCCAAAGUCAUGAUCUGGCACGGAACCGCCGACACCACGCUGCGCUAUCCCAACUACGCAGAAAUGCUGAAGCAGUGGUCCAACGUGCUCGCCGUCGACUUCUCCAAGAACGUUUCAAACACGCCAGAGGCAAAGUACACCGAGUCCGUGUACGGCGACGGGACCAAGCUCCUGGGGUUCUCUGCGCAGGGCGUCGGUCACAACGUCCCGAUUCACGAGCAGGUCGAGCUUGAUUUCUGGGGCAUUUAG